Pollicipes pollicipes is the source of this 930-nucleotide messenger RNA. Its product is annotated as protein Wnt-8b-like. The record is from RefSeq and is a predicted model, not a curated record. Gene Ontology annotation, cellular component: extracellular region. Lineage: Eukaryota; Metazoa; Arthropoda; Thecostraca; Pollicipedomorpha; Pollicipedidae. Gene Ontology annotation, biological process: cell fate commitment; neuron differentiation; canonical Wnt signaling pathway. The transcript is spliced from 7 exons. Gene Ontology annotation, molecular function: frizzled binding; cytokine activity. Bases 1 to 930 code for a protein of 309 amino acids.
AUGAGUCUGAACUGCUGGCGGAGAUUGCUGCUGCCCUGUCUCAUGGAUCUGAACUGCUGGCGGAGAUUGCUGCUGCCCUGCACCAUGGGUCUGAGCUGCUGGCGGAGAUUGCUGCUGCACGGCCUCAUGGGCUGGGGUCGAGUUUACGGACAACAUGGCGGUUGGGACAGCGGCUGGCGCACACCCACUGCCGCAAACAGUUUCUUCUGGCACCGCUGGAACUGCCCCACCGACGACUUCCUCAGAAGCAGCGGCCAGAUACCCGGGUGCACAUGCCAGGCCAAGACCAGCCGUGGAGGCGCUGACUGGCACUGGGGCGGCUGCAGCGACAACAUCGACUUCGGCGUGCGCAUGUCGCAGCAGUUUCUGGACCACGUGCCGCUGGACAUACCGCUGAGGCAGGCUGUCGUCAGACUGCACAACAACCAGGCCGGCAGACAGCUGGUGCGCCGCUCGGCCCGGAGGCUGUGCAAAUGUCACGGGGUCAGCGGCUCGUGCACCAUGGAGACCUGCUGGACGCAGAUCGCCGACUUCACGCUGACGGCCGAGCGCAUCCGACGUCGCUACCGCAAAGCCAAACGGCUGGCGACGGGCGCCGACGGCAACGUGGUCUCGCCGGAGAGCGCGGUCAGCCUGGAGGGUGUCUCGCCGCUGGAUCUCGUGUACCUGGACGACUCGCCGGACUUUUGUCGCGCAGACGCUGCUGCAGGUAUUGCCGGCACCGCCGGCCGCCAGUGCUCCCGCAGCCGGGGGCCCGGUGUGCGUCGCGUUGAGUCGCGCAGCUGUAAAACGCUCUGCCGCCAGUGCGGCCGCCGUGUGCGUCGCCAGGCGACCCAAGUGGAGACCUCGUGCAACUGCCGGUUUCACUGGUGCUGCCAUGUGACGUGCGACACGUGCGUGGAGCGGACGUACAAGUACUCGUGCCGCUAG